Molecule: messenger RNA, 1332 nt
Organism: Paraglomus occultum
Lineage: Eukaryota; Fungi; Glomeromycota; Glomeromycetes; Paraglomerales; Paraglomeraceae
Source: the annotation of a GenBank genome assembly
AUGGCUGGCAUAUUCUCGAAAGAGACAAUAAAGACCACAGCCGAGGCGGUUGGGAUUACCAAUAUCAAUGACGAUGUAGCGACCGCAUUGAGUCAGGAUUUAGAGUAUCGAAUACACGAAAUACUACAGGAAGCUAUUAAAUUCAUGCGCCAUGCCAAACGAACAAAAAUGACUAGCGACGACAUAGAUCACGCGAUGCGAGUUCGUAAUGUUGAGCCGUUAUAUGGAUUUAAUGGGUCCGAUCAAUACAAGUUCCAACGACUGACAACAAACUAUGCAGAUAUUUACUAUCUAGAAGAUGAUGAAUUGGAUUUUGAGAAUAUAAUGAAUGUCCCAUUACCAAAGGUUCCGCUGGAUGUAACUUUUACGGCUCAUUGGCUGGCAAUUGAAGGAGUUCAACCGGCGACGCCUCAGAAUCCCAUCCCAGAAGGUGCGCGUGCAAAUACACAUACGGCAGAUGUCAGGACAGAGCGACCAGCCCCGUCAAACGGAACAUCAAUGGAAGUUGAUGUCCGGCCUCUUGUCAAACACAACCUCUCUCGCGAAUUACAAACUUAUUACGAGAAAAUCACCAAGGCUGUAUUGAGUGAAGAAAGUAGAUUGCGGGUCACUGCACUCAACAGUCUGAAAGAAGAUCCUGCGUUGCAUCAAUUGUUGCCAUAUUUUGUUCAAUUCAUUUGCUCCAAGGUUGCCGAAGGCUAUGAAGAUAUUAAUGUCUUGGAGAAUGCUAUGAAUAUGACAGAUUCGUUAUUAAACAACCAGAGUUUAUACAUGGAUCCAUACCUUCAUCAAUUAAUACCGGCAAUCCUUUCUUGUCUGGUAGCUAAAAGCUUGGGUUCUCCAAAUGAUACAAAACAUUGGGAUAUCCGUGACAGAGCAGCGAACUUGAUUCAGUCAAUCUGCGUACGAUAUGGAGUACAAUACUACACUCUUCAACCGCGAAUCUGUAAAACCCUACUUCGCGCUUUCCUUGAUAUAUCUAAACCGUUCACUACACAUUAUGGGGCUAUUGUGGGGCUAAGUACAUUGGGCAGAGAAGUGGUCAAGCUGCUCAUUCUACCUAAUUUGAAGCCAUACAGUAUUGUAUUAGAACAAGAGUUGGUACAUUCGGAUGAUCUGGUGAAACGGAGUGAAGCUCAGCGAUGUUAUAACGCGAUACUGCUUGCACUUAUGACGUUAAAGGAGGAUGCAGUAUCAUCAGAUGGGAAACAGUUGGACGAGUUACGUGAUCCUUUGGAAAAACGCAUAGGCCAGCUCUUUGCGAAUGAGCUUAUCUCGAACGGUCAUAUCGAUGUAACAAUGGUAAUUCUUAAUAGCAUGGCAGAAGAUUAG